ACUAGCUGGCUUACCUUUGGCCAGGUGCAAAAUUAAUAUUCGUUAUCAGUUUGUAAGCCCUGUGCAUGUGACAAAUAAUGCCAACUGAUUUACGGUCUGCGUUCCACACAAAACACCGUCAAAAAGCCCGGCAGGCUUAGCAGGCGGCUACUUUCGGCUCAAAUGCAGGUGCAUUUCAGGACGUGCCACCUCCACUGCCAGGACAUUCACAGGACAUUCUCCCUGCCGAGCGGUAAUUUACCGAAAGGACCAAACGGCCGAAACUCAAUUUAUGCGAGCGAACAAAUCCUCGAGCUGGCAGAAGUACUCGUACAAAAUCCGUCGUUCGUCGGCUUCCUGUCAUCAUCACGGAGCAGCGAGAAUGGCCCAAAUCCUCAGCUCCGAGCAUUGUCAGCGCCCCUAAAUGGUUCAGAUUGCGGCGCAACAACAACCGCCAGGACGAGGACCGCAGCCAGGACACUGCACCCCAGCAUGGCUGCCCACUGGAUGUGGAUGUGUGUGGGGCCACCGAAAGUCCUUGCUGGCUGGUUGGGUGGUUGGUAGGUUGGUUGGGUGGUGGAGCUCCGACUUCGGUUGCGGUUUCUAUUUUGUGGUAAUUUCCGUUUAUGUUUUUGAAUUUUUUACUCACGGCUGCGCAAACACAACUGACUGCUGAUGAUGUUCGGUCGCCUGCACAGGGCCCACUGUACUUUAACGAUUGUCUCCGGUGAACUUUGCUCCCCUCGCUUGUAUUUGUUUUUAUGGAAUUAAAAAUUCCUGCUGGCGAAGGACUUCAAUAAAGCGGCGCCGCAAUUCCAUUCCAUUUAAACAAAGGGAUUUUUAAGGCAUAUCUGCCGCUUAAUGGCCAGGUAGUGAUUUGGCCAACCAAUUAGUUUGUUACCAUAUAUUUGGUAAGAAUGUUUCGUCUUCUAUUACAGCUAGUUUAGUUGAACUAACGUAGAAUUAAAGCCUUCCUUCACCUGAUUUACCUGUAAAAUAAAUACUUUUAUUGCUCAGCAGCUUAUGCGAAAAGCCAAAGUUAAUCCGAAUAUUGGGAAGCUCUUUAUCGAUAUGUGUUUUUGAUUCGUUUUAUAUGCAUAUGCAUAAGUGAAGUGGAGUGGCCAGCAAACAAUUGUUUUGUGCAACCCGUCGAUUGGUGUUGUUUAAAAUGCAAAUGGUAAAAGCAUUGCUGAGAUAAGCACCACAUUUGGCACCUGCAACACACACAAAAAAUAGCUUGUAUUAAAAGUAUUAUUCUUUCACGGCUGCUGUGCAUAUUGUGCAUUAAUAAAAAAUACACAAUAAAAAAUGAAAAACCGAGAAACAGAACAGCAAC
Drosophila simulans is the source of this 1315-nucleotide messenger RNA. RefSeq lists its product as uncharacterized. The transcript has 3 exons. The record is from RefSeq and is a predicted model, not a curated record. NCBI's taxonomy places the organism in Eukaryota, Metazoa, Arthropoda, Insecta, Diptera, Drosophilidae. The coding region runs from base 163 to 543 and encodes 126 amino acids.